AUGUCUUACCUUCAGAAUCAACUCAAGAGCUUCAACGCCAGUGUGAUGGAGUCGGCGAACCGCAUGCCUCAGCAAAGACGUAUGGCCAACAACGGUCCAGCUUCCGCCACCAGCUCGCAGGUUCCUUCGUCUGUUCCGACUCCAUCCUCGACCGCCGAUCCGAAGAAGAAGCGCCAUGAUGUGGACAUUGUUUACUCCCAACCGGCGAACACGGGAACCGGAAAAGAUAUCAUGACCCAGGUGCUUUUCGCGAUCGAGCACAUGAAGACAAAGGGCAUGCCGCUGAAGUUUGCCGACAUCGUGUCCUACUUGUCCCUUCAGCAUCGAGCGAACGACCCAGGCUAUGUCCAAGCACUUCGGCGAAUUCUCCAGAAGCACGAAAAGGUUGACUUCGACCCCAGUGGUGCAGGUGGCGAAGGCACCUUCAGCUUCCGCCCCCCACACAAUGUGCGCAAUCCGGAGCAGCUCCUUCGGAAGCUCCAGUCACAGACCACUGCUACUGGCAUGAGUGUGCGCGAGCUGCGGGAGGGCUGGCCGAAUGUCGAGGACGCCAUCAACCAGAUGGAAAAGGAAGGGAAGCUUCUGGUGACUCGCAACAAGAAGGACGACCAUGCCAAGAUGAUUUGGGCAAACGAUCCUUCACUAAUUGAGCAUUUCGACGAUGAGUUCAAGCAGAUUUGGGACAAGAUCAAGAUCCCGGACCCGCAGGCUGUCAAGGAGGCCCUGGAAAAAGCUGGCAUCACCCCCACGAACAAGAACAAGGUGGUCAAGCCGCGAGUCAAGGUGGAGGCGAAGAAGACCAAGAAGCCACGCCGCAGCGGCAAGACGACCAACACUCAUAUGAUGGGUAUUCUGAGGGACUAUUCGCACCUCAAGCGGUGA
Penicillium cinerascens is the source of this 882-nucleotide messenger RNA. RefSeq names its product transcription factor TFIIE subunit TFA2. The coding region runs from base 1 to 882 and encodes 293 amino acids. The record is from RefSeq and is a predicted model, not a curated record. Gene Ontology annotation, cellular component: transcription factor TFIIE complex. Lineage: Eukaryota; Fungi; Ascomycota; Eurotiomycetes; Eurotiales; Aspergillaceae. The transcript has a single exon. Gene Ontology annotation, biological process: transcription initiation at RNA polymerase II promoter.